Messenger RNA from Misgurnus anguillicaudatus (oriental weatherfish), 1176 nucleotides. RefSeq names its product proliferation associated nuclear element (gene pane1). NCBI's taxonomy places the organism in Eukaryota, Metazoa, Chordata, Actinopteri, Cypriniformes, Cobitidae. The record is from RefSeq and is a predicted model, not a curated record.
CAGCAAGUGAUGUCGCCGGCUAUUGACGUCACGUGUGCGAGCUUUGAAAAGAGGCGCGAGGAAGAAGCCGCUCGUGAAACAGGAAGUUCGGGAAUAAAUGAGAAAUGUAUAAAAAACAGUGAAUGAAUUAAAUGAAUAAUAAUUUAAACUGAAGCAGUAUGGCGCUCCUGACACCAUACAGUAAAGUCCCUGAGCUAAACACUGCUACUAUUCUCCUAGUUGAAAAUGAAGAACAGCUGCAGUCCAAACUCGCUAAUGUCAUAGUGCAGUAUGAGAAAGAGUUCAACGUUAAUGUACGGUUGGCCAGGAAACUUCCUCUGCCCGUUGAGAACAAGGAGUCUCGGCCACGUAUUGAUUUAAUAGUCUUUAUAGUGAAUCUGCUGUCAGAGCGCAGUCUUCAGUCUGUGGAGAGCUCCCUCAGUCAUCUCCAUUCUGACUGUUUCCUGGGCAAGUUGUGUUUCCUGGUAACUGACGCUCGCUGUGGCUCUCACACGCAGGAGCGGCUGGUCAGUGUCAGAAAACUGGCUGCGUCACAUCACUGUCCUGUUCUCUUUGCUGAACACAAGACAGCAGAUGGCGUCCACGCAGCGUCCAUGCGGCUUCUCAGCAUUUUAAAAGUGUCUGCGGGAAUGUCACCCAUCCCAACUACAGCCCUCUAUCUCUCAACACUGACCCGCUGCUCUGCCACAUCUGAGCUGGAAGAGGACUGAUACCAGAUCAGUUUAUUAUAGAAACUCUGUUACGGCUGUUCAUGUCAUUUCUUACAGAUAUCCUCAUGACUUUGCAGAUAUGGACAGUGUUUGUGUCUGCGCUUUAUAAUGGCUAGGUUAUUUUUAGGCAAUGUUGGGUAAAUAUUGGACACGACACCCCGCUGGGUCAAAAUUUACCCAAUGCUGGGAUGUUUUAACACAAAUCCUGAGUUAUUAUAACCCAUGGGUGCAUAACAACAACCCGAGAUUGAGGCAUUUUUUAACCCAGCGGUGUGUCCUGUCCAAUAUUUAUCCAUUAUGGGUUAAAAAUAACCCAGAUAUUUUUAGAAUGUGUGAUUUGUCAAUGUGUGUUUAUAUUCACAUCACUUGAGUCCUCCAGGGGGAGCCAUUGGAGAACUAAUGUAAAGCUUUUGACAUACUUGAUUUCUAUAAAUGUUUUUGUAAAUAAAAUGGUGUUUUUCUGUUA